Messenger RNA from Malassezia vespertilionis, 819 nucleotides. RefSeq lists its product as uncharacterized. The transcript is spliced from 2 exons. NCBI's taxonomy places the organism in Eukaryota, Fungi, Basidiomycota, Malasseziomycetes, Malasseziales, Malasseziaceae. The record is from RefSeq and is a predicted model, not a curated record. The coding region runs from base 1 to 819 and encodes 272 amino acids.
AUGGCCGACGAAGCGUACCAAGCAGUGUCGCACUUGGCGCUCAAUGUAGUGCGGCCCAGCACCGAGUGGCUGAACAUGGGCAACUGGGAGCACACUAACGAGUUUCCCGCGGCGUGCCAUGCCUUGGCCGAGCAGCUACAUAGCGCCGCACAAAUCCCAUCCAACGCUCGAAUCCUCGACGUUGGCCAUGGAUGCGGCGACUCGCUCCUGCUCCUGGCUUCGCAGCACGAACCGCAGUGCCUUCAUGGGAUCACAUCCAUUCCCGCGCAUGCUAAACGCGCACAGCAGCGGAUCGGUGCGCGCGCCAUGGUGUGGUGUGCAGAUGCGACGCAAUGGCUCGCCGAUACCACAGACCAAUGCAGUGUACAUGGAGAGCACGCCAGGAAAGGCGAGUACGACACGAUUCUUGCGCUAGACUGUGCGUACCAUUUCCAAAACAGACCUGCGUUUUUUCGGAGCGCGUUCCAGCAGCUCAAGCCUGGAGGCGCGUUGGCGUUGGUCGAUCUUGUCGGUGCGUGGCCGUACCCAGAACACCCAGCGUACGAUUUUGUGCCCUCGACACUGGCGGCACCAAAACACGGGCCCAGCGUGUGGCAGCGCCUCCGCCACCGAGUCGUGUGCUACCUGACAGGGACACCGCCGGGCUCGUUUGUGUCUAUGGACAAUUAUGCAACGCAAUUGCAACACGCUGGGUUUUCCGCCGUCUCCAUACAGGAUAUAUCGCACGCCAUCUUCCCCGGAUUCUCUUCUUUUUUGCAAGGCAUGGGCGCAGAGGGCGAGGCGGCAUGGCGCGGCGGAAGUCGCUGGCUAUGGCGCUGA